AUGAAAUUAUUCAAUCUCCCUUACCUGGCCUACUCUCAAAUCAUCACUUCAAUGAAUCCGAUCGAAGUGCUUUCUCUUUCAUUUUGCUCAAAAAGGACAAGGAAUAUAAUCAAACAAAUACGUUUUCCUGAUUCUUUGACUAGGAUUUCCACAUUAGAACAUGAUCCAAAAGGUCCGGUGUUUCAAUUAAUCGUUAAUACAACGAAGCUAAUCAUAUCAAUUCCAUUCCAACCUGCUCCCCGUCGGGCUAGAAGUGAAGGGAGAAGGUUUACAGGGAUUAUUGAUGGAGUCAAAUAUUAUUUUAGGUCGAUUGGACCCGAUGAUGACAGUAUUCUUUACACUAGUAAUAUGAACAGUGGAUUCAAGAUAACCGACUACUUUUUUAACUUAGUACGAGGAACUUUAUAUGAAUUAAUGUUGGAUUUGAAUGUGAUCAGUGAUCUGAAAGGAUUCAUGAGUGAACCAUGCAUGAAAUCAGUUCAAAAAAUAGAAAUUGUCUCCGAUACCCUGACUUCGGAGCAGUUAUCAGUUUUCUUCAAUAGUUUAGAAGUGACAGUUCCUGAAUUUCAAAUGAGAUCAAAAGUUGAAGGACCGAUGGAUCCAAAUCUGAGUUUUCUACAAACAGACAAAUUGUUCCUAAAUUAUGGGGAAUGUGUUAAAAGAGAGCAUCUUCUCAGAAUGGAUGUGAAUUACAUGGUGGUGUUUAGGUCUAACCUUGGCAUUGAAUCAAUUAUUCAAUUUAUAAAACAGUGGAGAGAUGGAAACAAUAUGAGACUUACUGUAGCUAAGAUUCAAGGAUUAUCUGAAGAAGCUUUAAAUAGAGAUCGUUUUAUUUCUGAGUUCAAUGCGAAACCAUGGGAUCCAUCAAAACGAGAUAAAUGUUAUACUUAUGAUAAAGACCUUCUCCGCGUUGGGAUCAAAGUGAAGGGAGAAGAUUUACAGGGAUUAUUGAUGGAGUCAAAUAUUAUUUUAGCUCACUUCCCAGACACGAUGAAAUUAUUCAAUCUCCCAUACCUUGCCUACUCUCAAAUCAUCACUUCAAUGAAUCCGAUCGAAGUGAUUUCCCUCUCAUUUUGUUCGAAAACAUCGAGAGAAAGAAUCAAGCAGAUACACUUUCAUGUUCCUUUCCCCAGAAUUUCUACAAAAGUUAACAACCGGAAAGCUCCGGUGUUUCAAUUACGAAUUUCGACGGAAGGUCGACACUUAUCGAUACCAUUUCUCACUGCUCCACGUUGGGCUCGGUGUAAAGGAAGUAGAUUUAAGGGAACUAUAGAUGGAGCCAAACACCAUUUUAGGUCUAUUGAGGUUGUGACUGGCACUGUUUUGUUUAGUAAUAUCCCUAAGAGUUACUUCAAAAUAGUCCGUUACAUGUUGGAUUUAGUUCGAUCAAAUUUGCCUUUUCUUGAGUUGGAUUUGAAUGUGAUCGAUGAUUUGAAAGGAUUCAUAACUGAACCAUGCAUGAAAUCAGUUUCCGGAAUUGAAAUUAUUUCUGAAACUGUUACUGCUGAGAAGCUGUCCAUCUUCUUCAAUAACAUCGAGAAUCCGGUUAAAAACGUUCACAUUCACUCAAAAGUUGAAGGACAAGUGUCUACAAGUAUGAACAUCUUUCAAACUGAAAUAUUAGUUUUUUACGAGAGUAGUUGGAUUACAAGAGAACAUUUACUUGGAUUCAAUGGAAAAAUUUUGUGCAUCAUUAAUCCUACUUUUAAUAUUGAACUUAUUAUUGAUUUCAUAAAACAAUGGAGAAACGGGAAUAAUACAAAAUUCGUAGCGCUCAAAAUGUCAGAAGUACCUCAAGAAGUUAUGAACAGAGAUCGUUUUAUUUCCGAAUUCAAUGCGAAACCAUGGGAUCCAACGAAAAGAGAAAAGUGUUAUAUUUAUGAGAAAGAAAUCACUGACGUACAAAACAUUGUUGCCGACUUAUCGGAUGGAUUAGAUUUUGAAAGAGAUGAUGGAUUACUGGCAACUAUUAGAAUCAGACCAUCUGGCCGAUUUCAAUUUUUUGUAUGGCACAAACGAUUUACAGUCCCAGCAUAA
Molecule: messenger RNA, 2037 nt
Organism: Caenorhabditis remanei
Lineage: Eukaryota; Metazoa; Nematoda; Chromadorea; Rhabditida; Rhabditidae
Exons: 6
Coding region: 1-2037 (678 amino acids)
Biological process (GO): embryo development
Molecular function (GO): protein binding
Source: RefSeq, a predicted model, not a curated record